UGACGUCUUUGUGAAGCGACGGAGGAGUUGUGUGUGUGUGCCGCACGCCCAGCACGCCCUGAAGGCACAGACAGAUCUUCAUCCAGUGGUGAAUUAUGCACGGACGGGUGAAGAUAAAGUCGACCGCGCAGCAGGAGGAGGAGAAGAGGAAGGAGAGAGAGAAGAAGUUGAAAGCGUUUGUGUCUGCUCGCGAUGCCGUCUUGAAAAAGAGGAGUGCUGGGGAACAUGACGAGGAGGCUCUGCAGUUGACUCGGCAGCUCCUGUCCUCAAACCCGGACUUUGCCACGCUGUGGAACUACAGGAGAGAAGUGCUCUUACACCUGGAGACCUUACGAGAGAAGGACGAGGUGCAGAAGCUGUAUGAGUCUGAGCUGCACUUCAUCGAGGCCUGUCUGAAAGUGAACCCCAAAUCUUACGGCUGCUGGCACCACCGCAGCUGGGUAAACACGCGCCUGCCGCAGCCUGACUGGACACGAGAGCUCGGCCUCUGCGACCGCUGCCUCAGCCUGGACGAGCGCAACUUCCACUGUUGGGAUUACCGGCGCGUGGUGGUAAAGGAGUCUGGUGUUUCUGUCGAGCAGGAGCUGCAGUUCACAGAUCGUCUGAUCGGCUCCAAUUUCUCCAACUACUCCAGCUGGCAUUACAGGAGCACGCUGCUACCUCAGCUCCACCCACAGCCUGCCCCUGACCCCGCCCCCAACACAAGCCCCUCCCCCACCGCAUCACCUCAAAUUCACUCACACAGAGUCUGUGAGGAGCAGCUUCUUAAAGAAUAUGAGCUGGCGCAUAAUGCCUUCUUCACCGACCCCAACGACCAGAGCGCCUGGUUCUACUACCGCUGGCUGCUGGGCAGAGCGGAGCGAGAGGAGAUGAUCAGUUGUGUGUAUGUCAGCCGGGAGAAACGGAGGGUGUCUGUCGCCUUCUCCAAACCUGUUCAUGCUCAGUCAGAGGGUCUGAUGUUGGUGUUGGAUGGGCAGCCUCAGCAGGUGCAGUGGAGAAGCGCCCACCCGCGUUUCCGUCACAGUCCUGUCUGGCUGUGUGAUCUUCCUCCCGGCUCCGUCAGUGACAUAAGUAAUGAACACAACCUGACCGUCCACUGGACAGAGAAACACACACACAGAGACUGUGCUCUCUACACAGGCUCAGCUGAAAGCUGGUGCAGAGACUCUGCCACCGAUCAGGAGCUCUUCAGGAGUGAGUUGUCAGUUGAGAAAAGUUCGGUGUUACAGGCAGAGCUUCAGUCCUGCAAUCAGCUGCUGGAGCUCGAACCGCAGAACAAAUGGUGUCUGCUGACAAUCAUACUCCUCAUGAGAGCUCUGGAUCCUCUAGGCCAUGAGAAAGAGACACUGGCACAUUUUCAAACCCUUAAAGAAGUGGACCCGAUGCGCUCUACCUACUACAGUGACCUGUGCAGCAAGUUUCUGAUUGAAAACACCAUUCUGAAAAUGGAGUAUGCAGAGGUGCGAGUAUUUAGCCUGUCAAAUAAGAACCUGACGACCCUGUGUCACCUUGAUCAGCUUCUCUUGGUGACUCACAUCAACCUCUCCUCCAAUCAGCUGCUGCGGCUGCCACCUCAGUUUGCCAUGCUGCAAUGCCUUGAGGUGCUGGAGGCCGAUGAUAAUGCUAUUGAAAGUCUGGAAGGACUGUAUCAUCUGCCUAAACUAGAGGAAGUUUCUCUGAGGAACAACCAAAUCUGUAAGCUGUCUGAUCUUGAAUCAUUGGCAUCCUGCACCAAACUGACCAGACUGGACCUGCGUGGAAACCCUGUCCACAAAACUGCCAACAUAGAGUCUGAGCUGAACCAGCUCCUGCCACUGGUUACUGCUCUGUCCCUUUGAUCUGCAGCAUUAGCUGCUGUGUGUGUGUGUGUGUGUGUGUAUGUAAAAUGCAGUAGAGACUAAUUAGAGCUCACUAACCAUUUCUAAACUGUACCUCAUGUACUGGACCUAAAGGGAUAGUUCAGCCAAAAAUAAAACGUCAGUCAUUUAUCUGUAUUUUGGUAGGCUGAAUGAUAUUUUGAUGAAUGUUCAUGCUGCUCGUUUCCAUGCAAUAACAGUCCUAAUGUAAUGCAAACGAAAUCAGAGGGGAAUAUUUUCAGUGCUGUUAUUAGAUGCGCUUAAAUGGCAAAAAAAAAAAAAAAAACAGGUUUGGAAAGACUUUUUUUGAAAAUUUUAUUUUUGGCUCAACUGUGCCUUUAAAAACAUUCAGCAUCUUGUCUGUAUGUUUAUGUGUUUGUGUGAUAAAUGACGGUUCACAUUUCAAAUAAAGAUUGACCUAUACAAACUCCACACUGCAUGCUGAUAGAGAGAGAAAUGUUUUGCCACAUCUGCUUCUAGCUCUUGAAGUCCUGAGGGUCCUGUUUUGGGCAGAGAUGUUGUUCUUCCAAUGUAUCAGUGAAGAUGCAAAUAUUCGGCUAUGAAUUUCUUGUACUGUAUGAAUUAGACUUUUUUUUUUUUUUAGCUCUGCAAAAGUCAAGCAUUUGUGGUGUGAAAGCUGCAGGUAUGAGUCUCCAUGUCAAUAAAGAAACAUGUUUCUUC
This is a messenger RNA of Sinocyclocheilus grahami, 2537 nucleotides long. RefSeq names its product Rab geranylgeranyltransferase subunit alpha (gene rabggta). The transcript is spliced from 17 exons. Gene Ontology annotation, cellular component: Rab-protein geranylgeranyltransferase complex; cytoplasm. The coding region runs from base 96 to 1838 and encodes 580 amino acids. Gene Ontology annotation, molecular function: zinc ion binding; protein binding; Rab geranylgeranyltransferase activity. Gene Ontology annotation, biological process: protein geranylgeranylation. The record is from RefSeq and is a predicted model, not a curated record. NCBI's taxonomy places the organism in Eukaryota, Metazoa, Chordata, Actinopteri, Cypriniformes, Cyprinidae.